AUGCGGCCGUUGCCUGCGAAGUUUUUUUUUUUUGGGAAGUACUUUAACUUAGAAGCCGUUGAACGGAGAAGGGCACAAACUAAAAAAAGAGCAUCUUUGAAUAAGCCACAUUUAGUCGACAGAAUCUUGGGCAAGAGUAGCACGAUGUCUGGGCGAUCUGAUGUACACUUGUUCAAGAACUCUCAAGCUCAAGCUCCAAAACUGCCUCAGCAAGAAUUCUCCCCUCCAGAUAUGCCUGAAGAUGCUGAAAGCAACCCCUCGAAUAAAACCAGAACUCCUCCAACGCUGACAAUAGGUAGGUUCACUGAAGGUGAUGUUCAGAUGCUUCCCACACCCAUGGUUUAUACACCAUGUUCGCCAGGCAUACCAAGGUCUCCAAUUGAGCACGUUAUCGACGGGAACAACAAGACGCCCGUAGGUCGAGUCGGAAAAAAGAGCUAUGGUGCAUUGGAAUUGAAAGGAGUGGAUCCGCAACAAGUGCUACCGCCUGUCAGUAGUGCCAGAAUCACAUCGGAAUAUGCUCCUCAAAGUGCACUUUCUGCUGCAGCGGCAAGUACCCUAUCCCAAAGAGUCACUUCUCUUUCAGGAGUGGAAGACAAGCUUGAAGCUAUACAAGAAAACCCUUCGAUUUCUGCAUCUAUGGGGGAAAUUGAGGAUGUUUUAACUGGAUAUGAGUUGGCAGAUUCUGAACAGCCUUUGGUUUGGAAAAAGGUCCGUCAAAUAGGGUCGGGGAACUUCAGUGAUGUUUACCUAUACGAAUCGCUAGAUCAGACUCGACCUUAUCUUAAGCAAGUUGCCGUGAAGCACGUCAAAUAUCCAGAUACACUCGUCAUGUCAUCGUCACCAAAAUCACCCAAGGUUAGGGAAAUGUUAUCCCGAGUCGAAAGCUCCUUGACCAGAGAACUUGAUGUAUUGGCGCUCAUUUCCCAUCCAUGUAUCAUAAAGUUGUAUGCUAUCAAUGAUUUAGCAUUCAUCAAGGAAAAACGUCCAUUGAGUUCGAGAUUUCUCGGAGGUUCAUUACCCGCUUGCGACAUGUUCAUGUCUUACUGUGCAGGGGGGGAUCUUUUCGAUGUGGCAAGUAAGAACAAGCUGCCAGAAUGGUUGAUUCGCAGGAUUUUCACAGAGCUCACUAUGGCAGUGAAAUACUUGCAUGAAAACCUGGUAGUUCACAGAGAUUUAAAAUUGGAGAACAUCUUGAUCAGAUUUCCCAUUGAGCAAAUUUUGGCAAUGCAGGACUCUCCACAGGUUCUUUUAUCACAGCAUCUGGUUGAAUUAACCGAUUUCGGCCUAUGUCGAAGGAUUGAAGACAACGAAAUGUGUACAACGCGUUGCGGUUCUGAGGAUUAUGUGUCACCUGAAAUUCUCAUGGGUGUGCCGUAUGAUGGACGACUAAGUGAUUGUUGGGCUAUGGGUGUGAUUUUGUAUUCACUUCUUGAGGAAAGACUACCAUUUGAUCCUCUACCUUCGAUUGUUCCUAGCUCUAGGCAAAGACGCCGCACUACUGCACAUAGAAUAUCAUGUUAUGAGUGGAGAUGGCUCAAGUUGGCAAAUGAAGAUCAUUUAGCAAAGACAAUUGUUUCCAACUGCCUCACGAGGAAAAAUGUUCGCUGGAACAUCAAUCAAGUUUAUGAAAGUGAAUACGUACAGGGGAUGGCGGCUACUUUAAACAUCGCAUAA
This is a messenger RNA of Lachancea fermentati, 1677 nucleotides long. Lineage: Eukaryota; Fungi; Ascomycota; Saccharomycetes; Saccharomycetales; Saccharomycetaceae. The record is from the annotation of a GenBank genome assembly.